UGGCCCUGCUGUGGGAGAAAUCGCGAGAUUUGGCAUCUCUCGCGAGAGGAGCUGGUCGCCAUUCUGCGUGACGUCACUGUGUAUUGUUGUGAGGGGGGACGGGAGCAUCCCAGAGCUGUCAGCUGCCGAGUCUUACCGCCACCGCCGCACUCGCUACCUCCGUAGCUGUUCCACCCGCUGCCGCUAUCAAGGAGGGAGGUGUGUUGUUGCACAGGGCGUCCCUGCAUUACUCUCAGCCAUUGUUUUCAUUCGAAGCCCCCCGAGUGCCCGUGGAACGCCCACGUCGUAAGAACCAUCAAUGAGAUGCAAACAUGAAAGACAAGAGGAAGAAGAAGGACCGCACCUGGGCCGAGGCUGCCCGCCUGGCUUUAGAAAAACAUCCCAAUUCACCUAUGACUGCAAAACAGAUCUUGGAAGUCAUUCAGAAAGAAGGUCUAAAAGAAACCAGAAAUGGUACCUCUCCAUUGGCUUGUCUCAAUGCAAUGCUUCACACCAAUACUCGUGUGGGAGAUGGAACCUUCUUCAAAAUCCCUGGGAAGGCAGGACUUUAUGCUCUUAAAAAAGAAGAAUCUGCUUGUCCCUCAGAUGGAACACUGGAAAUAGGGUGUGAGUCAGAGUUAGAAGGGACAGAAAUGGCAGAGGCUAGCAGCAAUGGAGAAGAAAAUGAAGUUUGCCAAAAGCAGGUAUCUGAAGAAGCGUCUUCCAACCGAGACUCGAGCCUUAGUAAUUCCACAGUGCAGAGCAAGCUAGUGUCUUCCUUCCAGCAGCACACCAAAAAGGCCCUAAAACAGGCUUUGAGGCAGCAGCAGAGGAAGAGAAAUGGGGUCUCUAUGAUGGUAAACAAGACUGUUCCUCGUGUCGUCCUGACACCUCUUAAGGUGUCUGACGAGCAGUCGGAUUCACCUUCAGGUUCUGAGUCUAAAAACGGUGAAGCAGACGGUUCUGAUAAAGAAACUAAGCAAGGGCAAAAAUCACCUCCUGGCAAACAAACAAGUCAGCACUUAAAGCGGCUAAAAAAAUCAGGCUUAGGGCAUUUAAAAUGGACCAAAGCAGAGGAUAUUGACAUAGAAACUCCGGGAUCAAUUUUAGUGAACACUAAUCUGAGGGCUUUAAUAAACAAGCAUACAUUUGCUUCUUUACCACAGCAUUUCCAGCAGUACCUUUUGCUUCUACUUCCUGAAGUGGACAGGCAGAUGGGAAGUGAUGGGGCUUUGCGCCUUAGUAAUUCUGCUCUGAACAAUGAGUUCUUCGCAUAUGCUGCACAAGGUUGGAAGCAGAGGUUAUCAGAAGGGGAAUUCACACCAGAAAUGCAAAUGCGCAUCAGACAAGAAAUUGAGAAAGAAAAGAAAACUGAAUUGUGGAAAGAAAGGUUUUUUGAAAGGUUUUAUGGAGAAAAGUCUGGGAUGUCUAAAGAAGAAUCCAUAGAAUUAGCAUCUGGGCAAAACAGUAGUGAAGAUGAAAUCAGCUCACUAGAGACAUCUCUGAGCUUUUCUGGUCCAUCUACCCAGUGUAAGAAGAGUGCAAAAAACAACAAUGAAACACCAGUUUUAAUUGAUAAAGGUGUGCUAGAAGAGUCCACUGGAACUCUGAAGGAUGUUCCUUCCAAGGGGCUCAUAAGUGAAACAGAACUGGAAGAUAUAGUAAUAUCUGAAGAAUCUGUUAUCCAAGAGGAAAUUGCUGAGGAAGUGGAGACUACCAUUUGUGAUUGUCAGGAAGUGGACGAAAGGACUGAGACUGAACUACCAGAGGAACUGGAAAAUCAGGACACUAAAGAGGAAGAAAAGGGAAUUCUUGAAAAUGUAGAGCCAUGUGUUGUUAUGGAAGAUGAUAUAUUGCCUAAUUCAGAUGUUAAAGUGAAAGGAGAAGCUAAAUCUGAAGAUCUUGAAUGUGAUAUGUUGGAAGAAGCCAAUCCGAUGGCUAAGUGCUCACCCUCUUCCCCAGCUCUUUCUUCUCAUGGUUCUCCCAGUGAAUCAGUUGAUAAGGAUUCACAACCUUUGCCAGAAUUAAAUAUAUCGGAAGAGAAUGAUAGCUAUUCUGCGCUAGUUCAAGCUGAGUGUUCUGAAGAGGCUACUGCCGUAGAGAUGGAACUAAUCAGUGAACCAGAUGAACAGUUCUCAGAAGCGGCAUGUGUAUCAGAAACAUCCUUUUCCUCAGAAAGCCCAGAAGAGGCAUGCAAUAGCAUUCCAUCACCAUGUGGUGACACACAAUCUGCAUCUGAAGAUCCAUACACACCUGCAUCUGUUGAGGCUGCUUUUCUGUCAGAAGUUUCAAGCUUCGAAAAUGUUGAAUCAGAAAGUCAGCAAAAACAUGUAGAUGAAAGCCCACCAACAUCGCUGACUUCUGAUAUUUCUCCAGUCUCAUCUUCACCUAUUAGGUCAGAAGCAUCCCCUUCUUCAAACCACCCUCUCACAUCAGAAGCAUCCCCAGCAUCUAAUUUACCAUUAACCUCUGAGGCAUCUCCAAUGUCUGAUGUACCUUUUACUUCAGAAACCUCUUCAGUUUCAUCUGUAGCUUUGGCAUCUGAAACAGGUCUUUCUACAAUUGUACCUCCACCUUCUGAGGCAUCUUCUGUUUAUAGUCCACCUACAAAUGAGCAUCUCAUGCUUCAGCAAGACGUUUCACCAACAUCGUCAGAUGAAUCACAGUCUCCCACAAAGGAUGAAACAGAUGAUUUCUCCGAGGCAUCACAAGUAGAUGCUAUUAGUGAACAAGAAAUCCCUGAAAAUCUAAAUUAUCUCUCAGAAUCCCUUAAUGAAGAAAUUCUAAAUCAGAAACAUUGCCCAUCUGCGGUAGAGAAAGAUAAACCCUAUACUUCAGCUUCAUCAGAAAAAUGUCCAGAAAUCAUAACAAUAAAAAAUGAUUCAACCCAUUAUCGCAUAGUUGAGAAGAAAUAUUUGCCUUCUCAUGAUGACUCUCAAGGAUUUUUUUGUAAGAAAACUGACUCCACUCAAUUUAAAUCCCAUGAAAAACUGCAUGCUACAAAUGUAGAAAUGACUGGAUAUGUUGAAUCAUGCAGAAGUAAGUCACAUAAGCAGCAAGGAAGUUCUCAGAUGUCUCAUACUAAGUCAUCUGAACACAGUAAGCAGGUAGAGCCAAUAAGGACUGAAACCCGUGAGCCUGAACUCUCAAAGCGAAAGACACUGGAAUUGCAUAAUUUUGGUAUAUUAAAAGAGAAGCGACCACGAAUAGAUGAUGACUAUCAUAUCAGAACAUCAUCUGUUUCAAGUCAGGCAGAGCGAGAACCACCACCACCUAGGGAAGAGCCCAAAGUUCCACCUCUCAAGAUUCAGCUUUCGAAAAUUGGACCCCCAUUCAUUAUUAAAAGUCAGCCUAUUCCCAAACUUGAGUCAAAAAUGUCCUCAAAUGCAUCUACUAGUGGAGGAAGGAACACUGGUGCACGAACUCUUGCUGAUAUUAAAGCAAGGGCACAGCAAGCCAGGGCACAGAGAGAAGCAGCCGCUGCAGCUGCUGUUGCUGCUGCUGCAAGCAUCGUUUCUGGUGGUGUUGGAAGUCCAUGUGAAAGCACCAAGACAAGGACACUUGCCCAUAUUAAGGAACAAACCAAGGCCAAACUUUUUGCAAAGCAUCAGGCAAAAGUCAGUGUACAGCAGUCAAGUAAGGAGGGGAAAGCAAAAGAGAGCCAUCCAGUCACUGAUGUGCCAUUGUCUUCUGAUGGGAAGGUUGAAAGUUCCACUGGUGUUAUUAUUAUUAAUCCAAACUGCAAAUCUCCCAACAGUAAGUCCACCUUACAUCGAGAGCUGCCUUCUACUCUACAGAAGUCACUUAGUAAUGCAUCAUUGUCUGAAACAGAUUCUGAUGCUUCUGUCCACAGUUCAAAUGAAAACAUCCAUGUGCCACAUUCCAGUGACAAAACAAUUACAUCUACCUCCAAUGAUAAUUGUGGUGUCUCAACACAUUUUAGUAAAAACAUAGGUCCUGUCUCCUCUGUUGACUCUUCUAUUACAAAUACACUUGAGAAAUCAUCAGUUCUGAUGUCCAUUGAUAAUGAAAACACUACAACUGUACGCUGUGUUCUAAACUCUAUUCAGCAAACUAACAUUCCUGGUAUAGGUGUGGUACCAGUAUGCUCCAAUAACACUAGCAGCCCAGCCUUAGCUAUUAAUUCCACUACAUCUAAAUCUACGGAUGACAUGAGAGUGUCAGUAACAAACAGUAAUGCUAACCAAUUCACCUCUGUGCCAGUUACAUCCAUUGGGAACAGUAUGCUUAAUCCUUCUCUGUGUAGCUCUUUCCUUAAUUCCCUAAACUCCACAAUGAGCACAGGCAACAGGCUUCCCGAGAAAGUGAAUCUACCCGGUUGUGAAAAAGAAAAUGACAUAAAAGUCUGCAGUUCCGUAAAGAGAAUGUCAAGCCAAGAGGAUAUUAUCUUCAAUUCACUCGAUAGGUCUCAGGUUCCAUUAUUUACUAACAACAGGAGAACUUUAAGCUCUGAUUCCAACCAAAUUAGCAUUGACAAUUUAGAUAAAUCUUUGUGUAGUGUUGUAUCGGACUUCCACAAUAAAGCUCUGCCUGUCACUUUAUCACAAGCUUCAACAAACCGUUCUAUACCAUGCAAAGUGAUUGUUGAUCAUUGUACAACUCCAAAUUCAUCUUUUCCUUUCACUGUUGAAAAUUCAGAAAGCUGCAUUGAUCCGCAGAACAUGCAUGGAAGAGCAGAACUUUCAAUGCAAAAUAAAGCAUGCCCCCAAGUAUCUGUAAUAAGCAGACAAGAAAGCCUCCCUUCUGACUCUUCUGAGCACAGUUCUUUCUCAAAUAUUUCUUCUAAGCUAGCAAGAGAUGAAAGGAACGCCUCUUGCACAGGCCAUUUGAAAAACAGUUAUUUUCAAGAGAAAUCCGUUGCUUGUCGGGAAAACUAUAAUGAGCAAUUGAAGUGUCCUCCAUCUUUGAUGAGUUGUGCAGAUAAUAACUCAGAGUAUAUAUCCAACAAUAGAAUAUGCUGGAACGAGAAAGAUAAAUCUGUUGGCAACCAUUUAAAUAUGAGUAAGCACAUUGGGUUCUCGGGAGAAAACAUUCUAAGCAGUGUCAAGAGUGAACCUGACAGUUAUCAUCAAAUGGCGAAGGUCAACACUGUGACCCCAGUGCCAAGCAUCACUGUAUCAAUAAAAUCAGAAGCAAGUGAAACAACAAAGUGCUUUGGAAAUGAUGGAUAUGCAGGUCAAAGCGCUCUUUCUCAAACUGCUAACUUAGACAUAGGCGCACAGUCCUCAGAUAUACCUGUCACUGUUUCCCGCGAUGAACCUUUAUCUUUGACAACGGAAAACUUGAAAAGGGUAACAAACGCAGGAAGUUCCAGCUGUCGUCUUUCAUCUGUUGAAGCAAAUAACCCAUUAGUAACUCAGUUGCUGCAAGGCAACUUACCCCUAGAAAAAGUUUUGCCACAGCCUCGGUUAGGAACAAAACUAGAAAUUAGUAGACUCCCUCUGCAAGCUACCUCUAUGUAUAAGGCAACUGCAUCUGAUAGAACUGCUUCUGAAAACCCAUGCUCUCCAACACCAGAUGGUAAGGUAUACCCUUUAACUCCUCUGCAAAUAAGGAAACGAGAAAACCAUCCUAAAAAGAGAAUGGCAAGAACUGUAGGAGAACAAACGCAAAUAAAAUGCGAGUCUGGGAAGCUUUCAAUGGAUGCUGAUCAAGCUUUGUCUUCUUGUAUGAUGGGUUCUAAUAUGAAUUCACUAGUACAAGGCCAGGGUUUUAAACAGGAAUGGAUGAACAAGCACACUGUUCAGACCAGGAUUGCUCACAGCCCAGAGAUUAAACAGCAAAAGAGGCCACUGCCUUCGUGUAGCUUUCAGCAGAACUUAUAUAAUGUUGAAAAAAAUGGCAGCUAUCAUCCAGAAGCUAGUACCUCACAUAGACAGCAUUUUUACCAAAUGUCAUUGGCUCAGAGAGGGUCAGCCCCAUCGGUGUAUUUACCGCAAGGUUCUGUAAAAGCUCAACCCAGCGGCAAUGCUUUUGCCUUUAGUAGGCAUCCAGAACAGAAGGCUUUGGCAGAGAUUAAUUUGCAGCCUCUUUCUCUCGGUUUAGGCAAUGCUUAUUCACCAAAUCUUCACAUUAAAGAAGGUGAUGACCUUGGCAACCCUUCACAGACAUUGCAACAUAAAUUCUUAGUGCAUCCUCCUUUACCUAAUUCAGAAGUCCCCCCUGAUCAAAAACAACCAGCAGUUGCUAUGGAAACCACUAAAAGACUUAGUUGGUCUCAACCUACAAGCAAUAUAAAGACUGAGCCCAACUCAUACGAGGAUGGCUUAAAUAACAGCUGUGAACUGACCAUGAAACAAGCUUCCUAUGAACAGAAUGAAGUCAAAGAACAGUUAAAAGCAUUUGCCUUGAAAAAUGCUGACUUUUCUUCCUAUUUACUUUCUGAGCCACAAAAGCCUUUUUCUCAGUUAGCUGCACAGAAAGUACAAACACAGCAGCUGCCACAGCAGCAUCAGGGUGGGAGUUAUCCAGCGAUACACUUUGGUAGCACAAGCUUCAAAAGGGCAGCAUCUGCUAUUGAAAAAUCUAUUGGAAUUUUAGGGAGCAAUUCUAAAUCUGCCUCUGGACUGAGCAGCCAGAACACUCCAAUCCCUGUACAGAAUUUUGCUGACAGCAGCAGUGCAGAUGAACUGGAACUCAAAUGCUCCUGUAGGCUGAAAGCCAUGAUUGUGUGCAAAGGCUGUGGAGCCUUUUGCCAUGAUGACUGCAUAGGACCUUCAAAAUUGUGUGUAGCGUGUUUAGUUGUACGAUAGGAAAAAAAUCAUGGAUGGAGCAUCCCUUCAGUUUUACCGCCAAAAUGGCUGCGCCAAAAGCAGUAACAUUAUGUCCCAUGUUGUUUUAUGUAAGUUAAUUUUGUUGCAACCAGAUAUUUUCAGUGUUAAUUUGUCUUUCUGUGUUUUUUUAGGGGAGAAAAAAAAAUUUGAGGAGCGUUUUUCUCAAUAUCUUGUCACCCCUCUUAUUUAUUCAUAAAAUUUUAACUGUAUUAACUCAAUUUGUGAGUUCUAAAAGCACUACAUUAUGCAUUAUGUGUAUACAGUGUGCAAGUAGAGCUGUUUUAAGACAGUUUGCUGUACCAUUGUGAAGCUGGACUGCAGUGCACAACCAUUCUACAGUAUACAUGUGAAUUGGCAUGUAAUUCCAUUUUGCAAUGAUCCCUCUUGCCUGUCUUAGCUUUUCUUUUCACUUCUUAACUUGACAUAUUUAGUAUGUUGAUUGCCCAGCUCAUAAGUGGAGUGUUUGAUAUGCUUGCACAGCAAGAUAUCUGCUUACACAAACUCAAAGCUUACUGGAAAUUAAUUCACACAAGUUCUGUAUAAUCCACAUAAAGAAUUUAUUUUGUAGAUGUCUGGGAAGUCGCCACAGUAUCAACGAGGGGAAUGAACAAAUGUACAGAGAAGGUGUCCUAAUGAUUUUGUUUUCAUUUGAAUGUUGAAAUGUUACAUUUUUCAGUCAUUUUUUUCCCAUGUUUUAUUUGUAGCUGCUAUAAAAGACAUUUCAAAAUCCCCAUAGGGUGGGGUGGAUUAGUACAACCAGUGCUCCACGCAUUGCACCUCCUAUUUUCCCAAAAUUUCGGCAAUACUUUGAUAAAAAUGGAAUCGUCAUUUAUGUUUGCAGCUGAGGCUGAGAAUAGAAAAAAAAAGUUUGCAUUGCCAAAUUCUCCAUUGCUGGUAAAUAUUCAACUGAAUUAAGAACUACAAAGUGCACUUCAAAAUGUUUUGGGGGGGCUGCCCAGCUUGAGGCAGUUGUUGCUGGCAGAUCCAGCUCACUGUCAUGGAUUUGGGGAUUGCUAAACCAUUAGCUGACAGGGAAAGUUUAUUUUUUCGGGGCAACAUUUGCAUUUCAAGAGGUUCUUGGUUGACUAAUAUAAAAGAUAUUUAAUUAUAUACCAAAAUAUAGAAAUUUGCUUUUGAUAUAGCGGUUCUCCUUUAAUGCUAUUUUUGGACAAUACUAUUUGUUGAGGUGCUUUUCAGUUGCUUGCCAUAGUAGAGUCUUUUGAGUUGGAGGAUCCAAUAGACUUCAUACUGUUGGGCAUAAUUUAACUUCUGUCUUUUGCUUGUCAUGCAGUAUGGCAAUGUUUGUAUUGCAGACAAGAAUCUGUAAUUUAUAAGCUAUUGAUUUCUUAGAAUUUUAAGCCUUUAUAUGGGAUCCACAUUUUAGUGUAACUAUGUCAGUUGUUAAAUAUUUAUCUUUUUAAUCAUGUAGCCAUAUUUUAGAUGAUAAACAUAAUUUAAGUGUUAGGUAGCAAUAUGAUUCAUGGAGGUUGAAUGCAUUAUAGUUUUUUGUUGUGUAUUAAAACCCAGUGUGCAAAAGUUUGAUUCUGAGGUACUGAUUGGGUUGGAUUUCUGUACCUGGAAUCAACAUUUUCUAUUUUACUUAAUAGAAACAUUUUUAGGAUUAUUAGGGACCCCUAUAUUGCUUACAAACAUACAAUUUGCUGCUAUAGAAGUUUGUUACUGUUAUGACAGAAUCAGGAACACAUGCAUAUAAUUGUAUUUAAUUUGUUAGUUUAUUUUCUCUUAAUAAAAAACUUAAUUGUCGUUUUUAUCAGUUUGCACCAAAACAUGGUGAAAAUAGCCAAUUGAAAUGGAAAUAUGGCCUAAUGUGUCAGAUGCAAAGCUUAAUUAUAAUGGAGUUUUAAUUUAAAUUUUGUUUUAAAUAUUUUAUUUAACACUAACUCAAAGUAGUUUAUUUCUAAAUAUUUAAAUAGCCAAUUUCCACAAACAGAUUUUAAAGAGACUUGAAAAAAGCUGAAGAAAACCACACACACCACACGAAAAUAGAUAUUAGCUAGUCUUUUUCAGCAGCGUGGACACUUGCCAUUUUUCAUAGUGACUUUCAGUAUAAGCAUCUGAGGUCAAAAUAGGGGUUUAUAAGCAUAUUUGAAGGGGUUUAUAUAAAACUGAACAGUUUUGCACCUUGUAGAGCAACGCGCUGUGUACAUGAUGAGCACAAAACCCUUACACAUGUUUUGUCUUCAGUGUGUGGUUUGUUAAAAUAAAUGUACGAUUUGCCAUUUUAGGAGAAACCACAGGCAGCAAAUUAAAAAUAUUAUCACUUCGGUAUAAAUUCAGGAAUUGGAAGCAGGCUAAAGCAAUCCCCAAUGCAGCAGCAAUGUAACCACCCAGUAUGCCAUAGCCUUGUAAUUCAGGUGCCAUUGUACUUAUUUAAUCCAGCUUUCUGUGUGAGGAGCUGCUUUCUCUAUUUAUUUUAGAACAUGUUCGAGAGCCGUAGUUCUCACAAAUAAAUCUAACAACUUCUUGAGUCAUCCCUCUUUUUGGACUAUAUGAAGCUUGCAGGCCUCCAUUGGUUUUCAGUCCUAUCUUUACCAAACGUUGUUUUGUGUAUAUCCAUACAGUGGCAAAGGUGGAUUUGUCAUGAUUACAUUUUUGCCUAAAAAUCCCUCCUUGAAAAGUAAAUUUAACUAAGCAUAAGAUGUAGAUUACAGUUAAGAAAACAAAGUAUACAUGUGUCAUAGGCAGAAUGAUUCCCAUAGAGUGUUAUGGGAAGAGACUGCAGUGGAUCAGUGUGCCAUAGCGUAAUUCUUCCCCUAGACUCAAUCUCUCAUCACCAAGCUCUCCUGGAUUUCAGCACAUGACAUGAUUUAGCGUUGGUUUAUAUUUUCGACGCAGGGAGUCAGACAAAGUUGGUGGCUGCACAGGGGAAUUGUGGAUUUGGGGAUCACAGCUGCCCUACUGGCUGCCCAAGAGAUCAAAAACUUCUCCAUGAGACAAUGAUCAUAUAUUCUGGUUUCCACCCAUUAAACUAUUUUACGUGCUAUGUAAAAGUUUUCCAAGUGUGAGUGCUCAGGUUUGUCGCUCCUGCUGAAAUAUUGCUAAAUAUAAACCUUCCACAAGGAGAGCCUAUUAUUUUCUGGUGUUGUCAUCUUUAUUGACAUAUAUAUGGCUUUAUGUGGCAUAAUCUUGUCCUGAUAUGGGCCCUAAACUGCACUUCAACAAAAAAGUUGGAUAGCACUGGAUUAGAUCAUGUGCCAUCGUAAAGUUUUUUUCAUAAGAAAUGGAAGCUACCUUUAUAUAAGGUAACUAUCUAUUGUUAAUCAUUCACUGUAAUAUAGAAAUGAUUCAUACAUUUGUUUUUAUGUGGAGUUUUCACUUUACCUUCUGGCCAUUGUUUCUACACUUUUUUACAUGAGUUUGGGAUAUGUUUUGUAUAUUCCUUAGGUAGUAUGUUAAUGUAAACUGAAAACUAAAUUGGAAGAAUAGCAGUGAAAGCUUGCCCUCAGCAUAUGUUUUAUGCAUCUUCACUUCAAAUUGAGAAUGUUUGGUCCGCUUGCAGUGUUUUAGGAUGUGAACGGAAUACAAAUUCACAAAAUUAAGAAUAAGUUUAUCGCAUUUCACAAUGUAAUAAUGUCCAUUAGAUAUUUGUAAGACCAGCUUGAAGGUGCUGUAAAAUGGCAGCAAAACAGUUACUUUUCAGUAAGAAAUGUUACUACUUAUAGUGCAUUGUAGCACAUACAAAAAGUGCGAUCUGUUUUUCUGGUUGUCUGUCCGUUUUCCAUUAACGCCAUUUAUUACAUUCCCAUUCUCUCUGAAGCUUUUGAGUGCUUCUGUUAUGGACUAUCAAGAGGCAAAUUGCAUAUUGCAACAUUUAAAGAGGUUUUUUUGUUUUUUUUAUUGUAUACAUGACGCUGCUAUAAUUCUUUCAUGUAUAGUUAAUUGUUUUUCCUUCAGUACUGCCCUCACAUCAGACAUUGCUUUCAUACCGCUUAGCUGGACAUGACAGCCCCAAACCCAGUCCAAGUGAAUGUGGCCAGUGUGUACAAAUAAGUAAAGACCAAAAGGAUCAGUACUCAAGGAUUAUAUAGGUGUCAACUUGGAAGAAGUAAAUUAAGGAUCCACUGACAAAGUGAUGUCUAAUGAGAACAUUUGGGAAUAGUGUAUAUUUGCAUUGAAGUGAGCCUGCCAUGUACAAAACGCACACAAACAGCUGGCUGGGUUGGUAGCAUGACAACCAAAACAGAGUGUUUGCUGAGCCUGGUGUGCCAGUCUAAUGCUUGUAUUGUUUUGCGGCCAUUUAUAUAAAGAAUCUCAUUUUUGAAGUUUGACAUGACCGGAAGGAACAAUGCACACCUACAAGCACAAGGGAAUGGACUGCCCUGGCUGUUUGGUUAAACGUGCCAUCUUAAGGUGUCUAUACAUGGACCAAUAUGAGGAAAAAAAGGUCUGGAGGGGCAAAGUCAGAUAGUUAUUGGCCCAAGGAACCAGUAUCUGUCAAAACAUUGGCCCCUAACGCAAGUGGAUCUUGCUGUGUAUGUCAGCUCUAGUUUUUGCUAAAUUUAAAUCACUUUUUCUUUCAGUACUGUUUUACUUAAAAUUGGUAAAUGCUUUCGUUUCAGUUUUUUAUUGGUUGUGUUACUUAUUUUGAAGUGGUGGCGAUCUUGUUUCAUAGGCAUAACGGUCAGCUUGUAUCAUUAUCAAGUGUUAUACAUUGGCACUCUUAGGUUCAUUGGCUUAGUUACAGAUUGUGUUAUCAAAGUUUAAAAGAUGUUUAAAAGUUUUAUAAAAGGUAUUUAGGGAUCUCUAGUGCUGUCAGGGAUCAGAAGGGAUUAUAUUGUCCCUGGGCCCCUUUUGUUUCAGAUGACAAUAGUGAGCCUAUUCUAGCCAAAUAUAAUUGGUGAUAGUGCCAUAACUGUUCUUCACUAAAAGUGAGUGUCAGUGCAAAUCCCAGUACUUGUAGCACAAUGCUGACAUCAUGUGGGGGUGCUGAGUUGUGAUGUAUUAUACAGCUUGAUACAAUUUAUCUCACUUAACCAGAAGAUUCUUUCAAAGUUGUAGCCUAUGAAAACCCUUAAUUUGCAAAACAUUUGUCAGUAAGUUUUCACAAUACUAAACCUUUAUGAUUUGCACUGUAUUUUUUAACAUUGUGAACCUUUGAUAAGACUGUGUAAUGGGGAAGCAUUGCAUUUUAUUUACUUUCUAGUAGGAUUGCAUUACUCAUUACAUCAUAUUGACAAAUAUUUGGUCAUUUAAUUUCAAAAUAAUGCAAACUGUGCACUGCCAUCAGUCAGACCUCACAAUGUUUUCUUAAUAUAAUGCCCAUGUCGUGUAUAGAAGCAGGAAUUCCUAACUUAGAAGAGACACUGCACUCUUGUUUUGGUUUUCCAACAUAAAACCAUUCCUGCUUAGUCCAUGCUAACCUACUCUGUAUUCUAAAUGCAAUUCUACCAAGUCCUGCAGAUUUCCCAGUCAUACGUUGGUACUUUCUGUAUUAUCAGCUCUGGUUUAAUUCUCGCUCCAGUCACUCCCCUAUUUGCCUUUAGGGCAAAGUCAGACCUGCCAUACUGUCCGCUCCUCUCUACCCGGGUUUUGUAGGCGGCGGAGAGAAGUGGAUCCAUUCUUACUAUUAGCUCCCUGUAGCUGCAGUUACAGGCACAGCCUUGGCCUGAGUGCAGCUACAUACGCCAGGUCUGACUUUGUCCUAGCAGUCACUGUAUUACUUUUGUUUAUGUUGCACAAAGUGUUAAUGUUAUGUGUAUAUCCAUAGUCUUGAUUUACAUAAUCUGGUCUCUCAAUAUUUAUUGACCAAAAGAAUGAAAAGGAAAAUAUGUCAUUUAUAAUGUCAACAUUCAGUCAAAAGGGAACUUAUUUAUGAAUGAUAAACCUAAAGAG
Messenger RNA from Xenopus tropicalis (tropical clawed frog), 12626 nucleotides. It is a transcript of the gene asxl3, whose product is annotated as ASXL transcriptional regulator 3. Gene Ontology annotation, cellular component: nucleus. Gene Ontology annotation, molecular function: DNA binding. Gene Ontology annotation, biological process: regulation of DNA-templated transcription. Bases 312 to 6752 code for a protein of 2146 amino acids. NCBI's taxonomy places the organism in Eukaryota, Metazoa, Chordata, Amphibia, Anura, Pipidae. The record is from RefSeq and is a predicted model, not a curated record. The transcript has 13 exons.